Messenger RNA from Pollicipes pollicipes, 5933 nucleotides. RefSeq lists its product as uncharacterized. The record is from RefSeq and is a predicted model, not a curated record. NCBI's taxonomy places the organism in Eukaryota, Metazoa, Arthropoda, Thecostraca, Pollicipedomorpha, Pollicipedidae. Gene Ontology annotation, cellular component: membrane. Bases 39 to 5933 code for a protein of 1964 amino acids. The transcript is spliced from 6 exons. Gene Ontology annotation, molecular function: intracellularly cyclic nucleotide-activated monoatomic cation channel activity; voltage-gated potassium channel activity; protein-containing complex binding. Gene Ontology annotation, biological process: transmembrane transport; monoatomic ion transport.
UAGAGAGCCAGCGAGCCUCCUUCGCGCACCGGCUUCAGAUGAUCAAACGCUAUCUUCGGGACAACAAUCACUCUACCGAGUUAUCAGAGUUUAUUCAGGGUUUCUACGAAUAUACAUGGUUCAAGAGAAAAGGUCGAACAGAUGCCAACAUUUACGGGGCCCUGCCACUGUCGCUGCAGUCCGAGAUCUGUCUGAGUGUGAAUCGGUGUGCCCUGAGCACGUCACCGAUGUUUCAAAAUCUGGACGAGGGCUUCCUGCGAGCCAUCGCCCUGAGAAUCCAGCGUCAGUUCUUCCUGCCCGGACAAAUCGUCAUCAAGAGGGGCACAGUCUGCCGCUCCAUGUUCUACAUCGUGCAGGGAGAACUGGAGGUUCUUGGCGGACGAGACAACGCCACGGCCGUGGCCGUGCUCCGAGCAGGCAAGCUCUUCGGGGAGGUGAACCUGGUGCUGAGCUUCGCUCGGACGGCGACGAUCCGCGCAGCCACACACUGUGACCUGCUGGUGCUCAACCAGCACGACGUGACCCCACUACUGCAGCAUUAUCCCGAAGUACGAACGGCCAUGUGCAUGCACGUGAAAGGGCUGUUCGAGACUGGCACUGAUGAACCUAAUGCCUGGAGUAGCACGACAGGCAUGACAGGUCCAGAUACGUCAAGGAUGAAUGCUGAAAAGAGCCAGUCCUUUGCCAUCGGUUUUAGGCCCACCCUGAGUACGAUGGAAGAGGGAGAUACGAGCUCGUUGGAGCAAAAGGAUGGAGCACCGUUUCUAGCGGUUCCGAAACCAGAAGAAAAUCAAGAGAGAGGCGGAUUGACAGAACAAACUAGCACCUAUACUUCAAGAUUUCCUUUAAUUUCAAAUUCAGCUGGAGCGGGUGGAACACUUCCUAACGCUUCCCACGAAAACACGUCGAGCAAACCAACAGUUGGGGAGGGCGCUGGGUCGUCUCUGUCACUUCCAGUCGCGUCGUCGCACCCCAAGCUACAGGACGUGCAGCUAAAGCCAUCAUCCAGAAUGGUUCAGAUAAGAAAAUUAAGUGCCCAAUUCUUACCGUCCAUCCGCAAAGUGUCAAGCACACACCUCACGCCGCAAGAAAGCGCCCAACAGAUCGCCGCAAUGCCAGCUUUCGAACAGCCGGAUGACGUGUUUGCCGGAAGCGACGACAGUCACUUCAGGUGGCGGCGCUUCAGCUGGGCGGAAGGAGAGAGCAUAUAUGAACAGGUACGACGUCCCACCAUCCGCGCUCUGCCCUCCGGUGCCUCUCAGCUGGAGCUCGGCAACGGCGUGGCCUGGCUCCAGCAAGACAACCUUCCUCACGGCCGGCCGCUUGGUUGGUUGUGGAAAGUCUUUCGCAGUCCGAGCAUACGCGGUGACGGCCAGCUUGACAGAAUUUGGAAAACCUUCGUGUGCCUCGUGGUAUUCGUGCAGUGGCACAUCUACCUGUACUACGCGUGCUUUAAGGACGGGUAUUCCCCGGAAAUGCUUGGACUGACCUACCUGAUGGACUCUGUCCACGUGCUAGAUAUUUUGUUCAGCAUGAUGACCAUCGUCAUUAGCCCUCAAGAUUCCUACCAAACAUUUGGGGAAAUAUUCCACUAUCACGCGAGAAGAGCAACGUUUUACUUGGAUCUUCUUGCCGCCCUGCCACUGGACUUGAUCAGCAUACCAUUCGGGAUGUUUUUGUCGUCUGUGAGAAUGGGUCGGCUUAUAGCCGUCUGCAAGCUGAACAAGUUGGCUAAGGCGUGGAUAAUCCCGCGGCGUUUUAGGUUCUUGCAAGACCAGCUUCAAGAGUCACUGACCGUCAUUCGGCCAAUUGAGCUCAUCACCUACCUUAUAAUGGGAGUCCAUUUUUCAGCUUGCAUGUGGUUCAUGGACUCAAAUAUCAAGUAUGUCUUUUUUGCGAUACCAAACUCUGAAAUGUGGCUUCAUCAGUUCGAAAAGGUAAAAGCAAUAGAGAGUGGGUGGCGUGCUGGGAGCAGCCCGAAAUAUGACCCGUACAUUUUAUCAUUGUACUGGGCUACAGCCACAAUGUCCACCACUGGAUUUGGUGACAUUGUUGCGAUGACUACCACUGAGUACUAUAUCAGCAUCAUAGUCAUGGUGUUUGGACUGGUGCUAUUUGCUUACUCACUGGCCUCGUAUGCAUCCCUUUUAACCAACCGAGACAGGCCCAAGGUACAAUUUCAAUCCAUUGUCUUUGCCAUGCAACAGUUCAUGAUCGAAAACCGGCUGGACAAAGAUCUAAGGAGACGCGUGCUCCACUUUAUUGAUCUGCAAUGGCGUACCUACCACGGCAUGGUUAUGCCCGGCAAGCAAUUUUUGCUGCACGAUCUGCCCGAGGCACUGCAGGAAGACCUUGCCUUGGAUGGUAUCGCCAAAUUGCUUGGCAAUAUCUCUCUGUUUCGAAACACGGACAUCGAUUUUCGACAGGCACUAGCCCGCAGAUGCCCACGUUACCUCUUCCCGGCCAACGAGUAUGUCCUGCGCACUGGGGACAUGUCCCGCGACAUGUAUGUCAUCGUGCGUGGCUACUGUGAAGCGUACCUCGGUAAGAAGCAGACGUCACUCGGCUUGAUGGGACCCGGGGAGUGUUUUGGCGAGGCUGGAAUGUUGUACGGGCUCCCGAAGCCGGCCAACGUCAUCACGCGGACAACUUGUGAUUUACUCAUUAUCCCACAUGGUGAGCUUCACAGGGUCAUGAAACACUUUCCCACCGUCAACAAGGAGAUCAGCGAAAUACAGGAGGAUGCCGACGUUCAGCACGCCGUCAAGAUGAACCACGCGCGCGUGUGGCGGCUGGCCAGGAGUCUGCCACGCGAAGAGGGUUCGCUCCUCACCGUGGACGAGACACCGUCUUUCACCACCUUCUCGAAAGAGGAGCGGAAAACGGCCGAGUACCAAAAGCCAUUUCACAGGCUUGGCCACUUGUCAUUCCUGGGCCGCCUGCUGAUGCCGCGCACCAUCCGACCAGACGGCAGAUUCGCAGCGAGGCUGGAGCAGGUCCGUGUAGCCGCUAUAGUGCUGCUGCUCGUCCUGACGCCAGUGCACGUGACGUUUCUGCCGCACAACAUCAGCGUGUACGCCAUCUGUCUGCUGCUGGACGUGGCGGCCGUCCUCAUCAUGUACCUGCGGCUGCACUUCGCAUACUAUGACGCAUCAUCGACGCUGGUCUCUCACCCCAUCUCCACCGCUGAGAACUACUUGGCCUCGGCGUUCUUGCUUGAUCUGGCCCGUGUACGAAACCUACACACGAUCGUGCUUUUCCGGAUGAACCGCUUUGCGCAAGUGUACGAGGUCCUCUGGGCGUUCUCGUACUGGGAGCAGGGAGUGCUCUUCCGUGCAGAGCUGUUCAAAGUCAUAAAACACCUUUGGUUUCUUGGAAUGUACGUACAUAUUCUAGCCUGCUUUUGGGCAUAUUUGGCGUGCCCAACAUCGGCACCAUAUGCUAUCACAUCACCAGCACCUGCGGGUCGUGCGCUGAACAUUCAAGUCAGGAACCAUUCUCAGUUCCUGAAAGCGCAUCAUAACUGUCGCGCAAUUUCUUGGUACACCAUGUCCAACUUCACGCAAUCCGACAACGCUCAGGACUUAUACAUACUCAGUGUAUUGUUCACCUUGGAAAUGCUUGCGGCUGUUGGAUCUGGCGACCUCACACCCCAGACUCGCUCAGAGUAUAUCUUAUCUAUUGUUUUGAUGAUACAUGGUGUCGUUUUCUUCGGCUACAUUAUCGCUAGCAUGACAGCUAGUCUCGUUAACGCAGAUACUACUCGUGCUAGAUUUAACGAGCGCAUGAGGACUCUGUGUCAACGAAUGAAAUAUGAAGAUGUGCCUAUGGCAGUGCAACAAAAGGUACUGCGGCAUAUUGAGUACAAAUUUUCGCGGUCAACCAGAAUGCACGCCCACAUCCACUUCACUAACUUGCCACCGAGCAUCCGGGGAGAUGUAGCCUUUGUUUUGUUUGCGGAUCUUAUCAGCUCAGUGCCAAUUUUCAAAACGAUUGAUCGAAGUUUCCAUCGUAUGCUUGCAAUGUGUCUGAAAGAGGUAUUUUUUCUCGGGGGUGAAACAGUUAUUUUCGAGGGAGACGUGGGUGAGGAGAUGUACUUCAUACAUCGUGGGUUCUGCGACAUCACUGAUGACGAUGGCAAUGCCACCAAGACUCUUGGGCCUGGCGGUAGCCGUAUUAUACACGAGAAAGGAAGAACAACCAAGAAACAGAGCAAAGAACUGACAGCAAAAUCGCUCACCCGUGUUCCUUCGAUCCAGGUGAGCGAGUCGCAGAACGUAGUGGCUGACGGGGAGGACGAUGUGACCGCGUUGCAGGCGCAGGCGUCCUCCUUGUCACAAAGCCCCUUCAUUGGCAGCACCGCCUCUCAUGAAAUCACUGAGGUGUACGUCAGCAACCAGACCAUACAGGCCGAGUCUUACAUGUCGUUCGACCCCGAAGGCAUCGACAAGUCCUCAGAGACCAAAUUGGGAGACAAAGACUCACGAUAUUCGCCUUUAUCAAACCUGUCGGGCAUGAGCUACAGAAGCGAGCGCAGUGCUUUUCAACCGCCCGCGGCAUUCAAGUGGUGUCACAGCCUCGGGAAGAGGGUUCGCGCACAUUUGCAAGCUAACGUUGUAAUCAACCCGGAUUCGAGGCUGCUGUUCGCGUUCAACCUGUUGCUUACGGUGAGCGGAGCAGCAUCCAUUGCCCUUUUCUUCUACCAUGUGACGUUCCAAAGUGUCAAUCACCGAGUGGACAUUGCUUUCGGGUUGUGCACCUGCGUAUACAUCUCCAACAUUUGCAUACGCUUGCAUACAGCUUACUAUGAUAAUUACGGCGACCUGGUACGUGACCACAAGAUUAUCAGACGCGUCUACAUGCAUCGUCCCACCGGAUUCCUAGUGGAUGCUCUCUCAGCUCUGCCCGUUGGCCUGCUGAUUUUCAUCCGCCCGGAGCACAAAGCUCUCCGGCAUACAGUCACUCUCGUCCGAAUGGUGCAUCUCACCCGCGUCUACUCGGCAUUCAGCUUCUUCCGCACUUUGGAGCGCCGCCUCAUUGCGCCAAUCCUCCUCUUGCGCGGCAUACGAGACCUCGGUCUGCUGUUCAUGCUGCUCCACAUCUGCGCCUGCUUCUGGUACAUGGUGGCCUGUCCGGGCGUGCGGUGCAGAGAUGACUCGUGGGUAGCAUUUCAAAACCUCUUGAACACGACGCACGGCGAGAUCUACGCCAACGCCUUCUACUUCGUGGUGGCGACGGCGACAAGUACCGGGUACGGAGACAUCAACGCGCGCAACAUAGACGAAGCAGUACUAAAUAUCCCCAUCAUCCUGAUCGGAAAGCUGUCGCUAGGCCUCGUACUCGGUGACCUCGCUUCGACCUUGAGUAACCUGGAGGUGACUCGUGUCGAGACGGAGACUAGACUAGGGGUCAUCGUAAGCCAGAUGAAGGAGCAAAACGUGCCGCAUCGUCUGCAGGAGCGUGUUAUUCAGUACGUCGGCUAUGAGUGGAUCCGGACCAGGGGACAGAGGCUUCAGGAGCUGCUCAAAGACCUCCCCUACUGCCUGCAGUUGGAGGUGUUUAUGACCACCUUCGGCGCUCAGCUGCGCUCGCUCACCAUAUUCCAGCGGGCGCCGCAGCGGCUGAUCCGCCGUCUCAGCUACCUGUGUCACCAGCAGUUCUUCCUGCCAGGAGACUUCAUCACGAAGCGAGGGGACAUCGGCGACAAGGUGUUCGUCGUCCGGCGCGGCUCGGUGCUCGUGUACGACACCUCGCCGUCGGACCCCGAGUACUUCCUGUACUCGGGCUCCAUCUACGGCGACCUGCAGAUCAUCUUCCCCACCAUGCCGUACGCGCACAACCUGGUGGCCGACGAUCCCACCGACGUGCUGGUCAUCAACCAGACGGACGUGCGGCGGCUGCUGGCCGACUACCCGCACUUCUACUUCAAGUAA